CCAAUGCUCACUGGGCUCAACUCGGAGCUCAUGCUUGUGUUUUUGUUAUUGUUCUCUGGCCGUGGAAUAGUAGACACAAGAAACGUUCAAUGUGUUACGAGAUCGUUGCGAUGUUUGCCUAAUCGAAAAGGCAUCGACAUUUAAACAUAUAUAUUUUGCCUAAUUUGACGGAAACUCCGCAGAAAAGUCUAGUGGGGGUGCAGAGGAUAUCAACUUAAUUUGUUGUCAUGGAAACCGCCUGGAAAGUGGAGUUCCGGAAUGUCGGCAGCGGCUACUUCCCAGAGAGCCGGAUUGAAUGCCAUUACACCAUCAGUUCCCAGCACAUCUGGGCCAGCAAUGACUGGAUUGGACUCUUUAAGGUGGGCUGGGCCUCUGUGAAGGACUACCAUACCUUUGUCUGGGCAUUGGCGCCAGCUGGCUACAAGGAAGGGAGUGAUGUCAACUGUUGUGUGCACUUCCAAGCCUCCUACCUGCCCAAACCAAAUGACCAUGCCUACCAGUUUGUGUACGUGGACAGUAAAGGGGAGGUGGGCUCCCGAAGCACCCCGUUCACCUUCGGCGCCCCCAAGCCUCUGGAGGACCUGGUGACGCUGGAGGAGGGGGGCCAGGAGGAUGGGGCUGGGGAGGACAUGCUGAUGGUCAUCCCCAGAGCUGAGCUCCUGCAGAGUCGUCUUCAGGAGUGCCUGAAGGAGCGCGGCGAGCUGCUGCAGGCCCUGGAAGCCGCGGACAGGAUCAGAGAGAGGGAGAAGGAUAGGAGCGGAAGGGUGAAAGAGUCAUGGGAGCGCGUUCGUCGCCAACUCGAGAGGGACCUCGCCGACCUGAAGGAAGAGCUGGGGCAGAGCCAGGAGGAGGUGGAGGAGAUGAAGAGGAAACAGGAGGAAGUGCUGGCCUCUGAAGAAGCCCUGGCUGAGGAAAAGAGUGCUCUGCUGAGCAAGAGGGCAGCCAGUGAGCAGCGCAUCAGAGAGCUGGAGGACGACAUCAAAGCACUCUCACAGAGAGCCCUGGAGCGGGAGACGGAGAUGGAGAGGAUGAAGGAAAAGGCCAAAAAGGUGGCAGCCCAGAGGAAGGAAGAAGAGAAUGAACAGAAGAGCCUGCAGGUCAAGCUGGAGCAGACGGAGGCCGAGCUGCGGAGUCUGUCUGCAGAGUUUCAGGGUCUGCGCAGCUCGCUGGCCCAGAGGGACACGCACGCCCUGCAGCUGAGAGACACCAUCUGCACCCUCACACACAAGCUCAACACUGCUCACAGGAAAGAGGCGGAGAGUGAGGCGGCCCUCGGUGAGCUGCGGAGCCUGCAGGAGCGGCUGCGGGCCAGCGAGCGCGCUGCCGAGGACCUGCGCGGGGAGCUGAGCGCGCUGGCCGUCAAGCGGGACCAGAACCAGGCCGAGCUGCACCAGGCCCGUCUGCAGGCCGCCCAGCUCACCCUGCAGCUGGCCGACUCCAGCCUGGCGCUCCGCGAGGGCCGCGCCUGCUGGGCCCAGGAGAGGGAGAGUCUGCAGCGCACGGCAGAGAUGGACCGAACCCGCAUGGAGAAGCUGCUGGAGCAGGUGCAGCGUCGGGAGGAGAUGCUCCAGGAGGAGAGGAUGGAGCGCGAGAAGGUGGAGGUGGAGCUGGGCCGAGAGAAGGACUGUAACCGGGUGCAGCUGAGCGAGACCAGGCGAGAGCUGCAAGAGCUGAAGGCCAGUCUGCGGGUGGCUCAAAAGGAGAAGGAGCAGCUGCAGAUGGAGAAACAGGAUGUGUUGGACUAUGCUCGUCAGCUGGAACAGCGGCUGCAGGCGGCGUCUGACUACAACUGGGGUGAGAUGGCCUUGCUCCACAGCAGCAUCCGCCCGGAAAGCCCCAUGUCGGACUCGGAGGAUGAGAAGCCGGAAGCUCUGCAGCCAGUUCGUAGCUCCAGGCCUCUGGCCCCCUACGGCCUGUGUGAGCAGCCCCAGCCGGAGCCCCUGCUGCCCGCCACCCCUCCCCCCUCCCCCAGGACCCUCUCCAGAGAGGUGGCCGUGGUGAUCAGCCAGCCGGCACCCCUCUCCUCCCCACGCCCACCGGCCAGCGACACACUCGCACACAGCUCUGAGUCGGAGGAAGACUGCGAAGCUCCGCAGUCAGGAGGCAACAGCUCUGGAGAGGAGACUGCCCUGCUGCUCUUCGACCACAUUGAUCCUGCUCUCAGUGACUUGACGGAUGCCACCAUGUGGUGAAGUGCUUGAGACCCGUCUUCAGGGGACGAGGCAGUACCCCCAGGGUUCAUUACGUUACGCUUUCUUCACUCGGCUCGCCUGUUACAACACACACUGUCAAUUCAGCUACAAGUCAUAAAAUAUGCAAUUUGAUUUCCGAUGCUAUAUGCACUUCCAUUAUGCAAUGGCCACCAAACCUCUGACGCAGCGCCGUAGGUUAACAUACUAGAGUGAAGCACGAUUCAGCAACAACACAUAUCCAUAGCAUUCUUGGCCUCUCCUAGAUAAGGAAAGGACAUUUUUAGAAAGAACUGACUACAAAACUUUUAUAUUUCUCACUUUAAGAGUGGUAUCUUACAUGUGUGUGUGUGUGUGUGGGGUGGGGGUGGGGUUGUGUGUAUCUGUGUGUGAGUGCCCAGUUUUAAUUGAACGGCUUAGUAAUUUCUGCCGCCAGAGUAGUUUGUCAUUUUGUGUCGUUUAAAAAGAAAAAUACAGCUUUAUAUUAUCUAUCUGCAAUAAGUUGAAGUACAGGGUUCUAGGGUUGUCUCCUUGCGUUUGAAACCCAAGACUCUGUUGUCCUCCCGCUGCUGGUGUGGACAGGAAGUGGACAAGGGAAGUCGGCACAGACAGAGAUGAAGUCGGAUGCAGUUAAAUGUGGAGAGAAGGGAAGCAAGAACUGACACUAGAACAGAGCUUGUUUUGAGGCACAGGUAGGGGAGAUGCACUUUAAGCUCCUGAAGUCAUUUUAAACGUUUUUUUUCUCUUUUCUUUCGCCCCUGUAUCUAUUUGUGCCCUAAACGGGUUUGUGGCCGUAGACUGUAGUGAUGUUUAGGGGAGGUCAUGUAGACUAACUGUUCCCACGACACGCUGAAGUAACAUUAUGAGCAAUGUACUGUAAGAUACAGUAUCGUAAGGUAUAUCUUGAAUGCGUUUCACCAUAUGUCGGAAACCCAAAUCAUGGAUGCUAACUGAUAAUCUUAAAUGCAUUUAAAAAUGUUGAGAGAAAAAGGUGAAAAUGGGCCUGGAAAAGUGUCAUAUGCCAGUGGUCUAGAUUUGAGGUGGAUUUUUAACAAACAUCUUUCCACAGUAGAGUUCUUUUAAAUGUGUGCCUAAAAAAUAUUUUAAGGAAUUUCAUGUCUUUUUUUUUUUUCAUUUGAGGACACUAAGUUUUGUGUGGUUUGGUUGUCACGGUCUACCUUUUGGGUUGCACAGAGGGACAUAGCUUUUUUUUCAGCAACUGUUCAUUUAUUUAAGCUAUCCAUUAAUCAUUUUUAUUAACUGUUACGUUUUAAGGUAGUUUGGCAAAAACUCUUCACAUAACCAUAUAUAACUUGCUGUGUGUAUCAUGGACACAGGCAUGGGAAAAGUUGGUGUCAAAAUUUUGGUCUCUCUAUGUGGUUUGUGUUUGGGAAGCCUGUUAGUCUUCAGUAUGCCAGAGGCCCUUCAGUUUUGCCUAGAUGAUUUGAUAUUUGCUGAACUUUGCACCGGUUCUACAGCUAGAGAACAUUUUUAAUGGCUUAUGAGAUACCAGAUAUGGCUUUGCAUUUUAUAGAACUUGCUCUAUUAUUGUUGAUCAAUGACUUUUAUCUAAGAUUCAGCUCUUUUACUUUAGUUAAUAUAACUUGCUUGAUUUACUUUUAUUACUGUAUUAAGGGUAUAGCCCGACUUAGCAAUUUUGCUUUUUACAUGUUUGCUUCCCUAGUGAAAAGUGUUUUGAUUACUCAGUUGGUAUACGAAACCAUUGGUGCUGUCACGAUCAAUCAUAAACAUAGCAAAGCCAAUACAUUUCAAGAAAGGCUUUCCAUAUAUUAGUGUCUGUAACAGUUAAUCCCAGCUUCAAAAAACGGUAAAAUCAGUAUCACUCUAUUAUCCUAGUCUUUGACUAGGUUUUGGCAAUACCAUUAGAGUUGGACUCAAUUUCCACUUACUCCCGUCUUUCAGUAAUUCAGUCAUAAUAGACAAAAGUCAUGAAUCUAGUAUGAAUUGGCUUCUGUGAAGUGUCUCUGGGUGACAUCAUUCUCCAACUCGUGACAGGGAGUAGCUGUAAUUUCAUUUCGCUUCAUUUCCAAUGAAGCUCCAUUCAUGUCAUGUUGAGUGGAAAGAACGUGUAUCUUUUUUUUUUGGUUCCAGAUAACAGCUUUUAUCAUGUAUGGCUUCGGCACAAAGACAUUUGUCCUGUACUUCUAAGAGUCACUGUACUGCGAAACUUCAAAGUACUGUACUCCAGUGAGGGCAAUCUUUGUCCACGGCAAUGAAGCCCUGUCUUUUGUUUUUUUCUGUUUUUUGUGUCUGUGUGUUAUUUUACUCUUAAUUAUGGUGGUGUUUAUCCAAUAUUCUCCUAUCUAAAAUGUAUUUUCUAGACUCUUCAAUACUGUAAAGGGUGUGGGUGGGUUUCAGUAAUAAAAUAAAUAUUAUGUGUC
This is a messenger RNA of Clupea harengus (Atlantic herring), 4591 nucleotides long. RefSeq names its product calcium binding and coiled-coil domain 1a (gene calcoco1a). Gene Ontology annotation, biological process: positive regulation of transcription by RNA polymerase II. NCBI's taxonomy places the organism in Eukaryota, Metazoa, Chordata, Actinopteri, Clupeiformes, Clupeidae. The record is from RefSeq and is a predicted model, not a curated record. Gene Ontology annotation, molecular function: transcription coactivator activity.